This is a messenger RNA of Drosophila bipectinata, 3414 nucleotides long. RefSeq names its product A-type potassium channel modulatory protein KCNIP1. Gene Ontology annotation, molecular function: calcium ion binding. The record is from RefSeq and is a predicted model, not a curated record. Lineage: Eukaryota; Metazoa; Arthropoda; Insecta; Diptera; Drosophilidae.
GACACUCGCGUGCGCGCGUCGAACGGUUUCUGGCCAAAUUGUGCGAAGUGAAGGUGAAGGUGUGUGCGUGUGUGUGCGGGUGUGUAUGAGCCUUAACGGUAAACGGAAAACGGGAAAGGGAAAUGGGGAAAACGCUGCGCGGUUUCUGCUGAUACCGAAUCUCUAGAAUUAAUGCCAGCUAGCAAAAAUGUGAGCACCGAGCGAGUAUGCAAAUAAAUUAAUAAGCCAAAGUCAUUAACAAAUUAAAACGAGACACGCAAGGCCGAGAAAAAUAUCCUUUAUAUCCGUUAGCGGAGAGCAAACUAUACACGAUUAGUAACACAAGUCAAGUGCUUCAAGGAGCUGUUUGCUGGAAUGCUUUGAGGUUAAUACCACCCACCCAUCUAUCCAGCCUUUCUCCUCGUCUUGGCCAUCUCUUCGCUCCACCCCUCCAUCCGCUUUCUCCUCGACAGCGCCGCUUUCGUCACCGUCAAAAGGCAUCGAAGGUAAAUAUAGAAAUGGUAGCCUCAUUAGCGACUUAGUGGAAUGGCGUACGGGAAACCGUAGAAAGGAAACCAGAAACCACCAAAAAAUAAAAAGGAUAUACUGAAAGGGAUUAAAAGCAGCGACCGCUGAAAGGAGGCGAACCCAUAAAAAAAGGACAAAGAAAUUGAAUACUUAUAGCGAAUUUGAGCAUAAUGAGUUCGUUCUCUUGCCUCUAAAACCGAGCACCUUAAAUGCAAAUUGAUAUUAAGCUACAAAUCAUAAUCAACACGGCAAUUAAUUAAAUACGAAACCAAGUCAACAAUAAUUAAGCAGCAACCAUGGCCUCACCACCGGAGAGUCCCAUCGAGGAGGUGGUCUAUGAGUUGGAACACACACGCGUGCCUAAGCCCAUUCCCGUUGCCCUAGAGGAUCUCUGCCGCCAGACCAAGUUCACAAAACAGGAGAUUCGGGUCAUGUACAGAGGAUUUAAAACGGAAUGCCCCGAGGGCGUGGUGCACGAGGAUUGUUUUAAGGAUAUUUACGCCAAAUUCUUUCCACAUGGCAAUUCCAGUUUAUACGCUCAUUAUGUGUUCAAAGCGUUCGAUGUUAAUUGCAAUGGCGCCAUUAGUUUUCGGGAUUUACUGGUCACCUUAUCGACAUUGCUGCGCGGCUCCGUCUACGAGCGCCUGCGUUGGACCUUCAAGCUCUACGACUUGAACGGCGACGGUCGGAUCAGUCGCGGCGAGUUGAGCGAAAUCAUAUUGGCCAUACACGAGCUUAUGGGUAGGAGACCGCACCAGCCUGAGGACGAUCGCAAGGCGAGAGAUCAGGUGGAUCGUGUCUUUCGCAAGUUGGACUUGAAUCAGGAUGGGAUUAUAACGAUAGAGGAAUUUUUGGAGGCCUGUCUGAAGGACGACUUAGUAACGCGCUCUUUGCAAAUGUUCGACAAUGACCUUUGAUGACAAGAGGAUGAGCCCGAGCUACGCAACUCCAGGACUAUAAUAUCGCUUAUAGAUCUCUAAAUGAAAUAAGCGUUGGAAAACAACAUUAAAAUUUGAAAAAUAUACAAAAAAAAGUAAGAAAAGAAGAUACAAUUCAUAACAAAUACAUAACACCAGUGAAAUUGAUUGCAAAAAUGGAAGUGAAACGUAUUAGGAAUUAACAUUAGUUUAGGAAGAACAUUUAAAAACCAAACUUUAAACUUUAUGAGUGUGUUAUUAUAUAACUAACGAUGAGAUCGACUAAGAUUGAUCGAAUUAUGAAGAAUAUGUAAUUUUUUGAGCAUAUGAAUUUAUUCCUGCCGUGAAAAGCGAAUUGGUCUUUUAUGUAUUUACGAUAUAUAUGUCUGUAUGUAUGUAUAUGUAUGACAUAUAAAGAAUGAACAAUGCAAAUGAACUUCACUUAAAGAACAAAACUAAACUAAACCACCAAACCGAAUGUUUGAUUCAGGAAAGGAAUUGGUAUACCGACAACAAGAGAAAUCGAGCUCUAAACACGAUUUACUUUACUAUAAAUAUAAAUAACAAUAUCUAUAAUAUUUACACUUAACUAGCAUUGAUAGAAAACCAACACAAAUGUUUUCAAGUUGAUUUGGUUUUCGUUCUGAUAUAAAUUUUCAAAGUUGCCAACCCUUUGCGUCGCUGUCAAUUAAAACAUUAACUGCGGCACAUGAAAAUUAAAUUAAAGCUUGGGGGGAUUUCUGUUUUUAAUCAUGUUUGAGUUGCACAACAAUUUUCCCCAUCGACUAAUUGAAUUUGCAAUUUUCUCCAUAAACAUGGUCGCCACAACAUUGGUUUUAAAUGAAAAAAUAUUUUCUGUAAACACGCAUUAAUAAAAUAUGCCUGGGUUUUUUGUGCCCAACCAACCACCGAUAUAUAAAAAUAGCACAUGACAAUUAUUUUUUAUUUAAUAUUUAAACAAGGCCGUAUGCAAUUCAUAACACGACUCUUCAAUUGAAUUCAAUUACAUACGUCACAACGUAUUGUAUGGUAUUUACCAAUAAUAACAAUAACCUCACCCCAAUAAUGAAAUCAAGGUUUUCUGCACAGAAAGCUGGAAAAAUAUUGUUGAACAAACUAAGAAAAUGCAUCCUUUGGGAGCGAUAUCCUUCUGUGAAACUCACAAACAUUGAAUGCUUCACUGUGCACGGACAAGACAGGACAAUCAAUGUGGUUUGAUAUUUCCUUUUUAAGUUGUACACAUUGUUCUUCCAUAAUUGCUUUAAUUAAAGAUCAUAUUAUAAUUCUGUACAAACUCAAGCAGAAGCCUUAAAAAGACGAAAAGAAAUUAAAGAAAGAGAAAAUAGAGAAAAGCGUAUUUAUAAUAUGGAAUUGGCCUAAAACUGAAGGCGGAUUCUUGAACGAAAUAUUUGAAUGUUGGAUUUGAAAACAUGUCGGAGAAUAAUUAAUAAAUUUAGAUGUUUAACAUAGAUUUGAUCUUAAUUUACUUAAGAUGGAUCUGAGCUUCAGCAGGGUUAAAUAAUAAAUAUAUGGUAAUUAAAUAUUCUUCUACAUUUCUAAGAGUUUCCAAUAGGCCUACAGAAUACCACAGAUCUUCUUCCAUAAAUGUUCACAGAAAUGUGCAAUCAUCCGUCAAGUGUACUCCCAUCAACCGGCAAAGCCAUUUCAUAUGCAAUCAUUACCGAAAAUCUAAACGUUAGUUGAAAAGUGUUAAAAAUAACUUGCGUUUAAAUGUAUCUAUGCGACCUACUUGAUAAACCACCCACAAUUUCUAUAUCUUAAGAAAGGCUCUAUGCAAUACAAACUUACACUGUCCAAAACUAUGAACGGGAAACUAAUUGAUGUUAACUUAUCAUCACAAACGAGGAUGCUAAAUGUCUAACUAGUCGAAAUAAUAAUUUAUGAAAUCGAAACGCUUAAACCUAAAGUUAAAACCCUCUUUAAAACCUAAGUCGUUUAUUAGCCAAACUAAUUGGAAAAAAAUUACAAG